Molecule: messenger RNA, 858 nt
Organism: Pseudomassariella vexata
Lineage: Eukaryota; Fungi; Ascomycota; Sordariomycetes; Amphisphaeriales; Pseudomassariaceae
Product: DNA-directed RNA polymerase III, subunit Rpc31
Exons: 1
Coding region: 1-858 (285 amino acids)
Biological process (GO): transcription by RNA polymerase III
Cellular component (GO): RNA polymerase III complex
Source: RefSeq, a predicted model, not a curated record
AUGUCUGGACGAGGUGGUGGUAGAGGUGGCGCAAGAGGUGGCAGAGGUGGUGCCCGCAAAGGACCUCCUGGUCUGCCAUGGGAAAUCGACCCCUCGGUGCAAGUUCCCGAUCGACCUCAGGAAACCUACCCAAAAACACACAACCCUCCUCCUGCCUCCAAGCACCCUCUUACCGCAUCCGAAUCGCGCUCCGUACGCUACUUCGUCAAAGUCCGCCGCGACUUCCACAACUCCCCCCUCUACACGCACAAGUACCUAGCGCCCGACUCGACCGCAUCCGCCCACCUCUCCGACCCAGUGUCGCGUUCAUACGGCCAGGAACAGAUCAAUGCGAAAUACGGCGUUAAAAGUAAGGCCGCCGUUGAUCCAUUCACUGCUGUGCCUACAUACAGUCACCAGUUCGUCGAAGAGAGCCGAACACUGCCUGAUGUGACUGCACGACCACUACCCUACAUAAAGGAAUUCUUCCCCCCGGAGCUAUGGGGCACGAUUGACGGGCACGAUGGACCCAAGACCAAGGCUGCCGCCACGGCCAGAAAGGGCGUCAAACGGAAGUCUAUCGCGGUCGAAGAGGAUCCGUUGGCUGACUCGGACGAUGAAAUCUUUGCGAUGAUGCGCAAGCCCGAGACUGAGGCGCAGCGCCGCCGGCGGAUUGAGGAAGCUGCCGAAGGGGGUGGCGACAACGAGGACGUCGAAGGCGAUGUUGAUGUGGACGAGGAGGAACACGAAGUCACGGAGGACGAUGACUACGAGGAUGACGAAGAUGGUGGCGACUACAACGCUGAGCAAUACUUCGAUAACGGCGUUGAUGGCGGCGAUGACGACGAUGGGGAUGGCGGCGGCGAAGUCGAGUUUUAG